UACAAAUUUAACAAUCUAUCAAAAAUUGAUUAAUACUUGUAUAUUAAAUAUAAAAAAUUCUGGUUUAUAUCAUAAACAAUGGAAUAAUACAAUAUUGAAUUAUAAUAAAUUCAAUACAAAACAUAUAUGGUGUAAAACAAUUGAUUGGAGACAAGAAUCAACAAAUAUACCAUGUGGUCUUAGUAUUACUGAAUAUAUGACUGGUGAUUUGUAUACUGGUUACUUGGCUAUAAUUACAAACCAAGAAUAUCGUAACCAUGAAGUUGAUCUCUUGUUUCAAUUUACAUGUAAAACUAAUAAUGAUGUACCGCAUCGGGUACCUGGACAAGUUUUCGAAAGAAAUAUUAAAGUUAAUAGACAAGAUCUACUUGAUGAUUCACCAUGGCCUAAACUUGAUGUUAAAUUUACUGUCAAAGAUGAAAAUGGACAAUCAGUACAAACAAUAUUAGAGUCAACACCAAUCAGAUUUGAAGCUGAAUUGAUUGAUGAACUAAAUGUUUACAAAGCUAUUACUGUUGAAGAAUGUUAUAUGAUAGACAGGAUAAAAUCUGGUCAAAGAAGUGAAGAUUCAAAGGAAACUCUUUUAUUAUACAAAGGUUGUCCAAUGUUCAAAUCAAAUUUAAACAAUCAAUCAAUAACUGGAUUUAAUUUUCAAAUGAAUCAAUAUGACAAUGAAAAAGUAUUCAUAUUUCAACCGAAUAAUCAUAAUAAUAAUUUAUAUCAAUUACAAACUGGUUUAUUUCAUCUUUAUUUAAAUAAACAAUCAAUAAUUGAUUUAGAUAUAACACAAUCAAUCAAUAAAACAAACAAAAUGAUAAAACCAAAUAUCGAAAAAAUCAAUAAAAAUGUUACAAUGAUUAAUAAUAAAUCAAUGAAAUUAAUAAAUAAACCAAUGAAUUUAUUGGAUGAUAUAUAUAAAGAAAAAUUAAAUGAAAUUGGAUAUAGAAUACAUGAAUUAAAAUUUACUUGUAUAUUUCGUAUAUGUAAACAAUUAGCAUGGUGUUCAUGGACAAAAUUAAUUAAACAUGAAAUAUAUAUGACUGGAAGAACAAAAACAAACAAACGAACAAACAAACAGAUAAAUAAACAACUGAUCAAAUUCAUUUCAUAGAUCAGUACUCAAAAGGCAUAUCAACAAGAUUUGGCUAAUAACUAUAUAUAACAUAAUUAUCAUGUCAUUAGAAAUAAAGAAUAAAUCAUUUUUACUAUCUGAGUUUGUAUUUGUCCAUAUUUACUAUGGAGAACCUUCAAUAAUUAAUAUUGUAUAAUUAUUCAAGUCACUAUUUCUUUUUUCUUAUUUCAUCAGCUCAUAUGAAAUUAAUGAUAAUGAAGAACUGAGUUGAGUCUAG
Molecule: messenger RNA, 1349 nt
Organism: Schistosoma intercalatum
Lineage: Eukaryota; Metazoa; Platyhelminthes; Trematoda; Strigeidida; Schistosomatidae
Source: the annotation of a GenBank genome assembly